UGAACUCUAAAGACUCUGAAGUCUCACUCUCAUCAAGUUAAUAGACUUUGAUAACUUUAAUCUCUACUUAAGCUUCAUCAACUUAUAUUUGAAGCCUAUGAUUCAAGAAGAUAUUGAGGUAAAUUCAUUCAUUUCAUUUCAUUGAGGCAAAUUAUAACUUAUUAUAAUACAUUUAAAUGUACGAAAGCCGGUGUGAACAUUCAUUCAUUGAGUUCUUACUGUUCCCCCUUUUGACUCUUUGCUUCUCCCUUUAACCAAAACCCCCAUUUUGUGAAGGAAGAUCCCAUACUGUUCCCCCUUUUGAUUAUUUUCUUCUCCCAUGUCAGUUUGUUUUUCCAAAAAGGAAUAUGAACCGAUUUUGUGAUGGAAGUUCAAUUUAUGCUUUGCUUAACUUGUUUUCAUCACUCAAUGAAUGAAUGCACUUUACGUGUUUGUAAUAAUGUUCUUCCUUACAUUACCGCUAUUUUACUUUAUUCCAUCCCUUCGUCUUUUCUCCACCAUAAAUUUGUGGCUACAAAACAUAUACAUGAGUUGUAACAAACCAAAAAAGAGAAAGGAGAACUUGAAUUGAAGUUAACACUAGCUACUGCUGUUUGGAGAAAGCCCAAGAUUGUUCAUACAACUUCAGCUCAAAGUUGGAAAUAAGAACUUGAACGGAAGUGAGCACUACAUAAUGGAGAAACAAGAUUAAUUGUUCAUUCAACUUGAGCUUCCAUUGAAAGUGGUGAAAAUAAAAAUAAGAUGACGAGUUUUCUAAUUGAUUACGCGAAGAAAAAUGUGGAGAAAUCGUUAGAUGGAGUGCUGAAAGAACUACGUUAUAUAUGUUGUUUCACUUGCAUUGCUAAGGAAUUUGAAGAAGAAAAAACUUGGUUGGAAGCGGAAAGAACAACUGUUGGGCAACGUGUUAAAGUUGCAAAAAGAAGAGGAGAUGACGUUCAAGAUAAUGUUAUUUUUUGGGAAGAAGAAGCUGAUAAGAUCAUUCAAGAAGACACCAAAACAAAUAAAAAAUGCUUUUUUGGAUUAUGUCCUGAUUGCAUAUGGCGAUAUAGAAGGGGAAAGGAAUUGGCAAAUAAGAAGGACCAAAUAAAAAAACUUAUGAAAACCGGAAAGGAACUUGGAAUUGGACUCCCUGCCCCUCUUCCAGAUGUUGACCGAUAUUCAUCCCGACACUAUAUUUCUUUUAAAAGUAGAGAAUCGAAAUGUAAAGAGCUUUUGGAUGCACUAAAAGAUGACAACAAUUAUAUAGUCGGUUUGCAAGGAAUAGGCGGCACUGGAAAGACUACAUUGGCCAAAGAAGUGGGUAAGAAACUUAAGCAAUCCAAACAAUUUACAUACAUUAUUGAUACAACAGUGUCAUUUUCUCCAAAUAUUAAAAAGAUUCAAGAUGAUAUUGCUGGACCCUUGGGAUUGACUUUUGAUGGAUGUAGUGAAUCAGACCGAUCCAAAAAACUUUGGAAAGGAUUAACCAGUGGUGAAAAAAUUCUUCUAAUAUUGGAUGAUGUUUGGGGAGAUAUUGAUUUUGAAGAAAUAGGGAUUCCCUAUAGUGACAAUCACAAUGGUUGUAGAAUUCUUGUAACCACACGCAAUGUGUUGGUAUGCAACAAAUUAGAAUGCAGUAAGACAAUCAGAUUGGAGUUCUUGUCUCAAGACGAUGCAUGGGAAAUGUUCAAACGGCAUGCUAGUCUAACUGAAAUUUCAUCUAAAAGUUUGCUCGACAAGGGUUUUAAAAUUGCAAAUGAAUGCCAAGGAUUACCAAUUGCAAUUGCUGUUAUCGCAAGUAGUUUGAAGGGAAAACAUCAGGUAGAAUGGGAUGUUGCCUUAAAAUCCUUGAAGAAGCAUGCACCAAUACACGAAAUUGAUGAUGAUUUGGUUAAAAUAUAUGAAUGCUUGAAGUUUAGCUAUGAUAAUAUGAAUGAUGGAAAGUCCAAAAGACUAUUCCUUUUGUGUUCUGUAUUUCCAGAAGAUGAAGAAAUUCCUACUGAAAGGUUGAUGAGACAUGGCAUAGGAGCAGGUCUUUUUGGGGAAAAUUAUGGCAACUACGAUGAUGCUCGAAGUCAAGUAGUUAUAUCAAAAAAAAAACUCCUAGAUUCUUGUUUAUUGUUGGAGGUCGAUCAAGAUAGAGUGAAAAUGCAUGACUUGGUUCGUGAUGCAGCCCAAUGGAUAGCAAAGAAAGAGAUUCAAACAAUAAAGUUGUAUGAUAAAAAACAAAAGGCAAUGGUUGAAAGGGAGAAGAAUAUUAAAUAUUUGUUUUGCGAAGGAAAGCUAAAGGAUGUGCUUUCUUGCAAGCUUGAUAGUUCAAAGCUCCAGAUUCUAAUUGUCAGAAUGCAGAUGGAUGGUGGUUUUCACGACGAGAAACAUGAAGUUCCAAAUUCAUUUUUUGAAAAUAUUAGUGGCCUUCGCGUUUUUCACUUAAUUAGUGAUUUUUAUCCACCAACUGUAUCGUUACCUAAAUCAAUUCAAUCGUUGAAAAAUAUUCGAGCUCUUCUUGUUAAUGGUGUUGAUUUGGGUGAUAUCUCUAUUUUGGGAAAUCUACAAAGUCUUGAGACACUUGAUUUGGAUUGGUGUAAAAUUAAUGAAUUGCCAGAAGGACUGGCAAAACUACAGAAGCUUAUAUUGUUAAAACUGAUAAAUUGUGAAAUAAUAAGGAAUAAUCCAUUUAAAGUGAUUGAAGGAUGCUCCUCACUAGAAGAGUUGUAUUUCGUAGGCAGUUUUAAUGAUUAUUGCCGAGAAAUAUCCUUACCAAUGUUACAAAGAUUUAUAUUGGAUGAUAGGAAGAGGUAUGAUGAGAUUGGUUCUCUAUCAAAAUCUGUGUCUCUUGAAUAUCCAGAAGAUGAACAUUUACUAUCUGAAAAACUACUGAAGGACUGUAUACAAGUAGUAGAGGUUCUUAGACUAAAAAAAAUCUGGUGGGAAUGGGUAAAUAUAAUACCUGAAAUUGUUCCUAUGGAUCAUGGUAUGAAUGAUCUAGUCAGGCUUAAAUUGAGUUGCAUUUCACAACUUAAGUGUCUCAUUGACACUAAGCAUAAUAAUUCUCAAGUAACAACUGUCUUCUCCAAGUUAGUGGUACUAAAAUUGGAAGAAAUGGAAAGUUUGAGAGAAUUGUGCAAUGGUCCCAUUUCCUUUGAUUCUCUGAAGAGUUUAGAGAAACUGACCAUCGAGGGAUGCAAUCAAUUGCAAAGCUUAUUCGCGUGCAACCUAAACCUCUUCAAUUUAAAGAGCUUGUCACUGAUACGAUGUCCGAUGUUGAUCUUCUCCCUAUUUGAACUGACCACGUCUCGUAGCCUAGUGUCAUUGGAGGAAUUGGUAAUAAUUGACUGCAGGCAACUUGAAUACAUAAUAAUAGAUGAAAGAAAAGUGAAAGAAUCGAGAAGAAAAACAGUUCUUGAUGAUGAUGAUAAUAAUGAUCGCAAGAGGAGUCAAGACUCAAUAUUUCCAAAACUUAAAGAUCUUCAUAUUUAUGAGUGUCCUGGAUUAAAAUAUAUAUUCCCGUUUCUCUCUGUUCAGGAUCUUCCAUCACUAGAAACUAUCAUAAUAUAUGAUUGUGAGAAGCUGCAACACAUAUUUGGCCAUAAUUUAAUAAAUAAUUAUCUAAAAUGUGAUGAUGUUAUCACGUCUUCUCCCAUUUCUAGAAACGCUUCCAAACCAAAACAACAAUCAGAUCCUAUGAAAUGCAGUCCCUUUUCAUGGACCAAUAUAUGUUGCUUUGGUAAAAAGUCAAUGACUACUGCAAAGACUGAAAUCCCAUUGGUUUCUGAAGAUCAACACCAGCACAUAGUAAUAGACAAGGGAGAUCAUCAAAGUGAAUUUCACCUUCAGCUUCCAGCAAUGAAAUGUCUCCAUCUUAGGAAUCUGCCAUGUUUAGUCGCCACGUGUCCCAAACUUUAUCGCACAACCUUUCCACAUUUGGAAGAACUUGAUGUUCAUAACUGCUUGCAAUUUGCUAUAAAAUCUAUUGGUGAUCUCACAAUUCAUUCGGCUUCACAAUCUCUGGAUUCUACAAUCAAGAAGGAUCUGACUAAGGAGACUACGAGUUUUUUGGUUGGUCCAAAAAAUUCAUUUUCCCUCAGUCAACUUUCACAGAUAAAAAUAUUCCGAUGCGAAAAAUUGGAAAUCAUGUUUUCCACAUCAAUAUUAAGAUGCCUACCGGAAUUGUUUUUUCUAAGAAUAGAAGAAUGCAAAGAGUUGAAGCAUAUUAUUGAAGAUGAUUUGGAGAAUGAAAAAUCCAUAAAUUUUCAGUCUACAAACACAUACUUCCCAAAGCUAGAGAUACUUGUUGUAGUAAACUGCAACAAGCUCAAAUGUGUUUUUCAGUCCUCAGUAUGUAAAGAGCUUCCAAAGUUAAAGGUUCUGAUUAUUAAAGAAGCAUAUGAGCUACAAGAAAUAUUCAAAACUGAAGGUGAUGAACAGAAACUCGGGAUUCCAAAUCUGGAAAUGGUAGCAUUUAUCAAUCUUCCAAACCUCUGCCAUGCUCAGGGAAUGCACUUUCAGGCUGUAGAAACUCGUCUUGUACAUAACUGUCAUAAACUCUCUUUGGCUUCAGCAUCAAAAUUGGAUUACAUUUCUGAAAUUAUUGAUUAUCUUUACAACAUAGAUGCUAGUAUAUAUUGGGAAUUGCACACGCUACUACAACAAUUAGUAAAUGUGUGCGAUAGCCAUGAUACUUGUAAUGGAAAACCAAGUUCAGAAAAUACUCAAGAAUUUGCAAUUGGGGUUCAAGCGGAAGCAUCAUCAGAAUCAGGAAGUAGAUUGACUUCUUCACAGCCACAGGUGUUGAUGAAUGAACAUUCAAUGGAUCAACAACAUUCACUUGGAGAAACUGAUACUACCAUCAAACCUCAGGAAGAUGGUGAUUUCCAAAUAGCGGCGACCUCUUUGUUCAGUCCCACAACAGAAACCAAUGAUGAAGUUUGUCUAAAUGGUGACGCUUUCAAGAAAGUAAGCUCAAAUAUUGAGGAACAAUUUACUAACGAUGAUAAAAUAAUAUUUUCCAAAUCUAAACCCUCUCCUAGCAUCUCAUCUCCUUUUGCAUCUCAGUUUCCAUCAAUUUCUUCUAAAGGUGACCCUUCUCAAAAAGUAGAGGAGUUAAGUUCUUUUUUGCCGAUCACAAAGGAGCUUGAGCAACUAGUCUUGAAGAAGCAUCUGGAUUAUGAGAACUCAUUUUUGUUGACUGAUUUCCUUUAUAAACAUCCUUCUGUUCUUUUAAAGGACAAUUCACUUAGUAACAGAUACAAGGGUUAUGCCUACAACUGUCUGGCAGAGCUAUUGAAAUUCCUCCAAACCCAUAGUGUGCUGGAUGUGUUAGGUUCAAACCACUAUGAAUUUGUUGAAUUAUUGCAAGAUGUGCGCAAAUGUGGUUUUGAUAAGGAUUGGUUGGAUGGUAUCGAAAGGCGCAUUUUGUUUCCUAAUCUGAAGCAUCAAUUGACAUCAUCUGAAGCUGUUUUGGAGAGUAUCAUUCAACAGAAAAGGGUAUUAAGCGCCCCUAUUGGCUAUUAGACUAAAUUUUCCUAUACCUCUAUUCCUUCGUUUCUAAUUUGCUAUGCUUUUCAAUGUGGGAAUUUUCAUUGGGUGUAAGGUUUCGUCAAUUCUCAUAUGAAAUGAACUUAUAAACCAUCUUAUUAUGUUUCUGUAUUUAAAACUAUUGUUUAUUGAUA
This is a messenger RNA of Vicia villosa (hairy vetch), 5651 nucleotides long. RefSeq names its product disease resistance protein SUMM2-like. Bases 742 to 5493 code for a protein of 1583 amino acids. The record is from RefSeq and is a predicted model, not a curated record. NCBI's taxonomy places the organism in Eukaryota, Viridiplantae, Streptophyta, Magnoliopsida, Fabales, Fabaceae. Gene Ontology annotation, molecular function: ADP binding. The transcript is spliced from 10 exons.